AUGGAGCACAACGAGCCUGAGCCUGCACAGGCAGACUGCCAGGAACUGACUGAACACUGUGAUGAUGUUGCCAUGGAUGUUCCAAUCUCAGACAACGACUUCGAUCAAGCAUAUCAGGACGAACUCGACGAUGUUCCUCCACCUUCAGACGAUGUCGACGAGAGCCCUAUCACGAAGAGACUGGCUAACCGAAAGACUUUACAAUAUGCUCCACAGCCAACGCCUGCUGCUACCAUACAGGUUCAGAGACCGGUGCUCGAUAAUGAUGCUUUUGCUCAAUUCAACUUCAUACCUCCACAGUAUGCCAGUCGGAAUCUGAAGGAGGACAAACCUUUGGGCCCUGUGCAAGAGCAAGGCUAUAAUUACAAGGGAAGAUCUAGUGGGCAUGAACCUCCUCACUCUGUCCUUACACCUAGUGUGCGUACGUCAAACCUUUCUGGCAACCUACCUAAUGCUGCCGGUAUGCUCGACGUGAGCAUGCAAAAUCCGAGAGGUGCAGAUGCCACAACGAAGACAGCAUGCAAACAGACCUCCCCGAGCCCGGUACCUCGUACUCCUGUCAUGCCUGAUGAACUCCAUGGCCAUUCCCCGCAGCAAGAGACAGCAAUUCCCGCGAUGGACAGGUUGACGACGCCCAAGACUGAGGCUCUGAAAGCUGCCUCCGAGUCAGAUACUGAGGACAAACCUCCGGGUCAGUCUGGCGACGCUGUCAUGAAUUCAAACCAUUGCAGGAGAGCCUCUUCAGACCAAAAUCAAUUCCAAACACCAGGACCAAAAACUCCUCAACCACCUGUUCAAACCCUGGUCUCACCAGAAACUGACCAAGCUCACCUGACUCCAGCAAGAAGAAGCCGUCCAAGUUGCGUAGGCUCGUCUGCCAUACAUUCCUCUAGGGUUUCAAAAGCACUAAAGAAAAAUCAAGCUCGAGCUCGAGCACCCCUUGUCGAACGUCUUCCAACCCCGGCUACGACAGAACCACAACAACCAUCAGAAGAGGACCUCUUGUACAUUCUCAUGUCACGAAAUCGGCAGACCCGCCAUGCUUUGGAAAGGCUAGAGCAUCUUGAAGAAGAAACCUUGACACUCCGACAUGGAAAAGCGACCUCCGAUGCUGAACUCCAGCAAAGCUUGCAGUAUCAGGAGCAGGUUGAGUCAGAAAAAGACAUGCUAUGUAGGAGUCUGGCAGUCUUCAAGGAGAAGUACUACAAGCUCAAAAAGUGGGCAUUGGAGGCCAACCACGACUGCGAAGCAUUGGCCAAUGAUGCUUCCGUCAUGAAACGGUCUCUCGCGGAGGUAUCAAGGGAUAGAGAUGAUCUGUCCAGACAAUUGAGAGACAUUCAAACUGCUUCCGGAAGUGGUUGCGAGCAGAUGGAAGCUAUACGUGCAAAAAUUCGCGACGUCAAAGAGUCGUUUCAAGACCACUGUACUGCCAUGAGUCACCUCAGCGGUCAAUAUCUGCAACAAGAACAACGUCUCAUGGACGAAAAGCACAGGUGCGGAAGACUGGAAAGUCACAUUUUGCAUGUGGAGCAGGAGAGAAACAAACAAACUCUCAGCAUCACCAGCAAGGCUGACAUGCUGGACACGACCCUGCAAGGCAUGUCAGGUAAGCUGCAAACUCUCUUGGAUGACAGAGAAGAGAGGAUCUCGGGAAAUGUCAACGCUUUCAAUGCGUUCAUGGAAAUGUGCCAGAUGAUACGUGAAAAAGACCUUGCAACAAAUGCCGACUUGAGAGAUGUCACGCAAAGUGUUGGCACGUUGAGAGUCUUGAUGCAGGAGCACUUGGAUUCGGUCACGGAGAUUUUUGACGUGUCAAUCGCGGAUCUGCUAGACGACCUCCAGCAACGGUCUCCGCUGGCGGCCAACAAGGUCCAGACUGAGGAGGACUUUCCAGCUGUCAAGAAGGUUUUGGAGGACAGAGUUGAUCAGCUGAGACUGGUCAUCAAUCUGCCUGAUAGUGGAACGCCCAGGGUCAACAAUGGGCAAGGGAAGCCACCCUUUGCGGUAAAGGCCAUUCGGGAGAUGCUUGAGAUUCAAAAAGACAUCUAUCGACAACAGAUGACAACUCUUCAAAACGAAAUGAACGAUCUUUCAACGAGAUGUGAGGCGGCUCAGCGUGAGAUUACUCAGCUUUCGACAAAAAAUCAGGCUGCUGACGAACGAGCCGACGAGCUCGAGACUCAACACCAGACAGCUCAGAGCAAAGCCGCCCGGCUUUUAAUAAUGUACGAGGAGGCUCACGCCGAGAAGGAAGGCCUUCAGACGCAGCUUGACGCUGCUGAGGCUAAGAUCGGCGAACUCUCGACAAACCAAGUCAAUGCCGAGACCGAGAAGACCAAAAUUACAAAGGAACGCGACACGGCUCGAACUCAACUUAAGAACCUUGCGGGCAUCAAUGAGAAGGCUCAGAGUGAUAUCGCUGCGCUUCGGACCAAAAAUAAGACGGCUGAAAUUCGUAUCAGCGAGCUCACGACGAAAAACCGGACUGUUCUGAAAGAAGUCGAUGAACUUACAGCGAACCAUCAGGCGGUCCAGCGUGAAAAGGAGGAGCUUGCAGCGGAACGCAACGCCACUCAAGAGAAGUUUGACAAACUUUCGACAAAGUACAUGAAGGUCCAGACUGGAUGGACCAGAACCGCGGAGAAGUGUGAGGCGGUUGAAUCCCAACUUGGCAAAGUCACAGUAGACUUGAAUGUGGCUGGGGGUGAGAUCCAGACAUGCAAGCACCAGCUUAAGGAGAGGCGUGAAGAGCUCGAGGUUUUGGAGAAAGAGUUGGAGGAUGCGCGCAUGAACAAGGGAUUACUUGAUGAUGCUCUUACUAAAGCCAAAGAUGAGAUCCACCGUCUAAAGGAUGAAGAGCAGCAACACGAGUUCGAGAUCCACGAGCUCCAGGAUGACCUCGACGGUGAGAUCCAGCAACGUCGCGAAAUCGAACGAAAGCUCAGUCACCAUAUAACCUUCCUCGAAGAACUUCUGAAAGAGAUCCAGGUCAAUUCGCAAGCUGCAGUUCAUGACAAAGAGGCUCUGCAAUCUCGCAUUGUUUUGCUGGAGUCCGGUGUUGCUGAGGGGCAAGACACUACUCGCACACUGGGAGAGACUCGCAAUGCUCUCCAAACGACAACUGCGGAGCUCAAUGAACUUCGACGGAAGCAAGCUGACUUUGAAAUCCUGCAGCAGAAGACCGUUUCUCAGCAGAACGAAAUAUAUCAGAAGGACCUUGAGGCACAGUCUGUGCAACAAACACUAUCAAAAUUGCAGGAAACAAUUGCAAAUCUCCAAGAAAAGGCUCGAAGCAAUGAACAUCUGGCUAGAGAGAAAUCUGUCCUUGAGAAAGAGUUUUCGGACUUACAAGCACAAAAUCUGGACCAGGCUGAACUGGAGACCACAAUUCAGAAUCUUCGUAAAGAAGCGCAAGCACUCAACAACGCACUCGCAACAGCCAAAACGAGGGUGACGGAAGCAGAUGCGUUGCAGCUGAAGAACCAAGAGCUCGUCACGUCCAUCGGCUCAAUGGCAGCAGAUCUGCAGCAAGCUCGACAUGAAUGUGCACGGCUUCCGUCUCUGAAUGAAGCCAUUGCAAACCUAGACAACAGCAUUUCCACCCUCCAAGAGCAAUUGAAGACUGCCAUGACUGAGGCAGAGGAGGAGGCCCAGGGUAAAGACGAGGAGCUACAGCGCAGAAAUGAGCAAAUUACUUCUCUGGAGCAGGAGAAGGCUGAUCUCCAACAAGAACUGCUAGUUUGCGAGGGCGAGCUUGCCAAUGCCAAACUCGACAAGGAAGCACAACCUCAGCCUCAACGCAGGGUUGCCGAUCGGUCAGGCAAGAGAGGGCCGGUCGUCAAAGGGCCUAUCUGCUCUGGAUCGACGGAUAAUGUGGAAGGUGUGGAAGUUUUCAGAGACGAAGCUGACCCUGAACUGGAGAGACCAACUCCCAGAUCGACGGGGAACCUUACCGUGGUCCCAGAAACGCAGUUUGAUCACCAGGCCAGUGCUCAUGUUGGGCAGAACGACUUACUGGCGGACGAAGGCCUGCUAAACGAUGGUUCGACUUCCGAGUUGAGCAGUGUGCCCGAAGAUUUGACCCAUCAAGAUGACCGACAUAAUGACACGCAGCCCAAGCGUCAAGAUCAAGACAGCCAGAAGCACGACGAUCAGAUGCAAACCAAGCACCAAGUCAUGGAUCAAGCACCGUCAAGCUCGUAUAGCUCGCACGGCGAGCAGAUGCUGCUGGAUCAACUGAGCCAGAAUGACUCUGGGUUUGUUCCUGGGUUGUCCACGCUACCAUCAACGAUCACAUCUCGCCAGGAUAGUGGAGACGAGGAUGUGGUCGGCGAAUUGGAUCGAGCUAAUGCAAUGCCUUGGAAUCGUGCAGAUUGGAACAAUGCUCCAAGCCGAAGGAGGCUGAGGAGCGAGUCUCAUUUUCGAGGAAGACAAUCCACACCUUUUCCAGGACAAACGGCUGACCCUCUCCACCACCAAGACAUGACACCUGCCACGCCUCGAGAGCGUUAUCAGCCAAACUCUGCUGCCAAACGCAAGUUGGAUCAUGACGACGUGUCCAAGGCAACCCAAGAUACUCCGAAGAAGAUGAAGCGCAAUCCUGCCAAUCUCGAAGUCAAAGGACGACGUGAACCAAGUGGAAAGUCCCAAACAGCUGGGCAAACAUCUCCGCCGGUCACGUCUGGCUUUCGUAAAGGAGGCAGUGUGAAUGGGACCAACGCUACGGCAAUAGCAAAGAGUCAGCGAAGCUCAAGAGCAGGUCGCAAAAGCUCACGACAGGACAAGUAUGCGGCAAGGUUCGCUGCAGACACCUGAAAUGUCUGACUGAGUAUGUCCGGCGAUGGGAGUCGCGGAGCUGUGAGGGCGGACUGGACGAGUAAAGAUGUGAACAAUGCAGAAUGUUGAUCAAGGACUAUAUGGGAUAUUGUGGUAUGAGUUCGAGAAUCUUCAUAUAUCGUCACAAGGAGCUCGUACGACAAUCACUCCAAGGCAGACUUAUAUAAGUGUUCUUUUAGUCCCUGACGAGGGCAAAUAUUGAGAGAAUCGAAGUAAGAUAGAUACAAAGUAGUGCAGCCACACCGAAGAAGCUUUGUCUGUGCACCGUUGAGGAUCAAGGUCCGAACCAUCCCAGCCGACCGGACCGGACCCAGACGAGCACAGACGGGCGGGCAUUGAAGGAACAAUUCGGAUGCCUGUAGCACGACCUUGCAUAUAAUGGUGCCAACAUAGAGACUUGCUCCCGGGCCUGAAUCAAAGUGA
Molecule: messenger RNA, 5259 nt
Organism: Exophiala viscosa
Lineage: Eukaryota; Fungi; Ascomycota; Eurotiomycetes; Chaetothyriales; Herpotrichiellaceae
Exons: 3
Coding region: 1-4815 (1604 amino acids)
Source: RefSeq, a predicted model, not a curated record